AUGAAAACUUUUAGAGUUUUAGCAGUUUUUGUAGUUUAUAUUGUCAUUAAUUCGACUUUCACUGCAUCGUACCAUUCUAAACACUCAUCUGGGAAUGCAAAACUUGUCAAAAGCAUCUGUGAGACCAUAAAUGAUGUCGUAAGGACGAAUUCAGAAACGAAGGACAUAAUGAUUGCAAAUUUAGGCAGUAAAGUUUGGUCAGCAACUCUCAAUGAUAUCAUGCAAUGCAUUAAUGAUGAUAAUCCAGUACUGUUAACAGACUUUCAUGCAGUCACAAAAGAUAAGAGCUUGAGAAAGGCGUCAAUUGUGAUUUUGGCUUUCUACAGGCUUGACAUGAACUUGAUCAGAUCAAUAAUAAGAAAUAAUCACUUUUCAUCAGUUUGGCAUCAUAUGGCCAGAAUAAUUUGCAUGAUGCCUAAACCUAUUAAUUUGAAUUUAGCAGCACAAUCACUUCAAGUAUUUACAAACUCAGGUUUUUUGAAUGUUGCAUUCGUAACUAAUGAUGCUCAGUAUAUGAUAAUUCGGUCAAUGACAAUGGAAAUAGUUUUACUUUUAAGCCCUGAAAAUGGACAUGUUGUGUUUCCAGACAAACUUAAUAACAUGAAUGGUUCUUCGUAUCUUAUUGCUUUGUAUCAUCAACCACCACGAAUUAUUAUUUUAAAAUUCAUAAGUGCACCAAUGUUGUACUUUUUUCAUGCUUUAAGGAAAGUCCAAAAUGCAAGUUUUAAGUUAAAUGUUCUGAAGAACACCAGCAUGUUGGGACCACUAUGGGUUCAGAGAAAAAUGCAUUUGACUUUAAAUACGGCAUCAAUUUUAGACACACCGGAGCCAAAGUUAAUGACUUAUGAAGAGAAAGGAUACUGCGCAUUUAUUCCAAUUCCUCCUAAAGUUUCACUAGCUAAAGUUAUAUUCAUUAAGCCAUUUGAUGCUUUAACUUGGAUUAUUUUACUAUCCUCGAUCGUUUUUUCCACACUUGUUUGGUACAUGUUUCGUAAUUAUGGUGCUGUUGAUUCCGCAUGGCUAUUUUUGUAUGGAUCUUUUGUUUAUUUCAUUGGACAAGGCAUCAAUUUUUCGAGAAAAAACCAUAUUGUGCUUGUUAUUUUCAUUCAAUUGAACAUUCUCAUGAUGUGGAUUCUUAGCAAUGCUUAUGAAGGUGUCAUCACCUCAUUCAUGAUAGAUCCAAUCUCCGAAAAUCGACUUCAGACUGUUAAAGAUCUUUUAGAUUCUGAUUAUGAAAUCAUUACGGAUGAAGCUUUUGCAUUUACUGUAAGACAUUAUGAAGAAUUUCAAGCGAUUAAAUCAAGAGUCAACACAUCAGGAUUAAAAAUGACAGGACGUCAAAAUGAAAUAAUUCUUCAACAGAAAUAUGUUUUGAUCAAAUCAUGCGAAAUUAUUGAAGACGAGUUAAGUUUCACACUUCCAAAUCAGCGUUAUUAUGUCGACUACUACUAUAUACUUCCUGAAAAAAUAAUAACUCAAUUUGUUGAGCUUGAAGCAAGCUACAUGAACCCAUUUCUAGAACGUCUACAGUAUUACAUGGAUUUGUCAUUUCAAGCUGGUUUGAUGAAAAUGUGGAUUACAUUUAGCUAUCGAGAUUUCUUUCAUAAGCCUGAAAAUGAAAGCCAUGAUGUUACAUACAUUCAUUUAAACGAUCUUUAUCAGGUCUUUAGUAUUCUUUUAAUUGGUUAUGGUCUUGCUGCAAUUGUGUUUUUGAUUGAAGUGUUCUUUUAUGACUGCUUAAAGGAUUUGAACCUUUGUUUUCAAGCUUGUCGAUUAAGAAAUCGAGUUCAUCAGAUGGCGUAUAAGAAAAGAAGGCCAAAAGAUCCAAAAUAUCAACGAGGUGCUCUUUAUUACAUCAUUCAUAGACAUAGAAAAGUCAAGAGAUUGCAACGCGGAAGAUUGAAAGUACGGAAGAUUAUUGUUCAGCCUAGAAAUCAAGUUUAUUAG
Chironomus riparius is the source of this 1947-nucleotide messenger RNA. Lineage: Eukaryota; Metazoa; Arthropoda; Insecta; Diptera; Chironomidae. The record is from the annotation of a GenBank genome assembly.